Molecule: messenger RNA, 1791 nt
Organism: Toxorhynchites rutilus septentrionalis
Lineage: Eukaryota; Metazoa; Arthropoda; Insecta; Diptera; Culicidae
Exons: 4
Coding region: 133-1683 (516 amino acids)
Biological process (GO): regulation of transcription by RNA polymerase II
Cellular component (GO): nucleus; chromosome
Molecular function (GO): zinc ion binding; chromatin insulator sequence binding
Source: RefSeq, a predicted model, not a curated record
AUGGCUACUGUUGCUGCCAAAAAGUGCUAAACCUGUGCCAGACCAAUAAACAACUGUCAGAUGAAAACAGUAAUUUUAUAUAAACGAUUUGAAAAUAAUUAGAAUUCUUGCUAGCAUAAAAAACUAGCCAUUAUGGCCAAAGCAUUGCCAGAAGUACCCAAUAACAAUCCCACACGCUUCUGUCGGUUGUGCUUUUCGGAGAAGAGCAUCCACUGGGUAAUUCGCACCAGUGGUACCGAGGUAGACAAACCCUUUAUCAGAACGAUUGGUGACUGCUUGGGGAUAUGGCUGACGCUGGACGAGGACUUCCCUUGCGCUGUUUGCAGGGCGUGCAGUGCAACGCUGGAGAAGAUAGUGGAGUUUCGCGAACAGUGUCGAAAGUGCGAUGCCGCGUUAAGAAAGAAACGGCACGAGGAACCGAAUGCAAUGGUGAUGUUCUACGAUUAUCCAGAGGGUCGGGUAUUUAUGAAUGGAAAGGCCCAACCGAGUUCGGUGCGAAAUGAUCCCGAUUUUGAGUUGGAACCAGCCGGUCAAAACAAGCAACAACCACGCCCGCUAAAGCAGGCCAAUCCGUUGCAACCAAACAAAGAUAGGAGUCUGCUGAAGUCCAAAAAGGCUAAGGAAUUGAAGAGAUAUUUUGAAUCGUACGCCAUAUGGAAGACAAAGUUGAUGGCGAGCAAAGAUGACGAUGAAAUGACCGUAGUUGCUCCUGAAGCAACGGAACAUCUAACUAACAAAGUUAAACGUGACAGUGGUAGAAGCACUGCGCAAACCCUGAUGCGGAGGAAUCUGUUAGACCGAACCAAGUGUUGUCUUUGCAAACGAGAAUGUAGAACCGCUGCUUCGCUAAAGAAACACUUUCAAGCGAAGCACCGUAAAUUACAAUGCCCCAAAUGCGCCGGAAGAACAUUUGGCUCCUACUCAUUACUUAUGCAGCAUAUGAUGCGACAUCAAUCCGAUCAUUGGCUUCUGAGCUGUGAGAAGUGUGGCAUUCAGUUUGUGACCGUGCAGGAAUAUGAGUCACAUCGCAAGAAUAAAGACUGUUGGGAUCAAGCUCUCAUGUGUGAAUGUGAGCACUGUGGACGGAAGUUCUCCCGGCGAGGGCGAUAUAUUUUCCACUUGAAACGACUACAUCCGGAUAAACCAUUGCCUCCGGAUCUUGCUGAUGAUAUGCAGCCGCGUUCGAGCGCCAAGGGUGGUACAGUUUAUACCGACACGAGACAAUUCCAGGCGGACAGCAACUCUCGACCGAUAGUGCAGCGGGGACGUUUUGUGGUUAUGCUCGAACCACUUCCCUCCAUUUUUCCAGAUGUUGAAAAUCCCGAGGAUAGUGGCCGAGAAUCGCCCGGUUCUGUUUCUACUACAUCUGCCACUAAGGAAUUCCCGAAUACAUUAGUGUGCACACUGUGUUUCGAGCAGUUUGAUGGAAAGGCCUCUUUCAAUCACCAUCUGCAGGAUUGCUGGGGCUCCGACAAUUAUCCAAAGACUUCACGACCACCAUAUGAGCUCUGCGGAUGUACGGUAUGUGGUGCCAUCUACGAGAGAAUAGGUCAAUUUGCGGAACAUUUCCAGCGGCACGAGCGGCCUUAUGAGGUGAAGCUACACGACUGUCCUUGCUGUCAGCGAGCAAGUCCGGAACCUUCGGAACGACCCGAUAGUCCAGCAGCAAUUCUCGGGGAUUGAAUCAACAGACAAGCCAUUUUUUAUAAUCUUUAUCGUUUAGGAUAGUAUUUGUUUUGAUUUUCAGCGAAUAUUAGUUUUAAUAAUACACACAGUAGUGUACACUGAUUC